CUGAUGAACUUGUGUCCCAUCGCCUUGAUUAAUAGUGAUGCAAAAGUGUUUACCCAUCUCAUGAAUGCUCAUAUGAUUUCUGCUGUUACCACACUUAUCACCCCGUAUCAAACUGGUUUUGUUCAAGGUAGAUUUAUAGCUGAUAAUGGGAUGCUG
Molecule: messenger RNA, 156 nt
Organism: Phycomyces blakesleeanus NRRL 1555(-)
Lineage: Eukaryota; Fungi; Mucoromycota; Mucoromycetes; Mucorales; Phycomycetaceae
Exons: 1
Source: RefSeq, a predicted model, not a curated record